AUGUUGGGCUUUAUAUCUCGAUUCUCUAGAGGCAUCAAUAAUCCUUCUGCCCUACGUUCUCUCUAUUGUUCGUUGGUAAGACAACUCUUGGAGUAUGCCAGUCCUGUGUGGUCUCCUUAUACAGUUGGUGCCGGGACUAGACUUGAGGCCCUCCAGCGACGCUUCAUUCGUCUGGUCGGUGUGAGGAUUGGCUACAACUAUCCUGAUGUUCCCGUGGAAGCAUUAACUGCAGAACUUAAUAUUCCAACUCUGUCUUUGCGCCGUGAUGUAGCAGAUGUACUCAUGUUGUGGAAGUUAGUUGGCGCCCAUGUGCAGUGCCCAGAUCUUCUCGCUGAAAUUGGUAUCAGGAUCCCUGUAAACACCAGAUCUAGUGGGCUUUUCAGCCGCAAGUACCACUCCACGAACUACGACUUCAACAGUCCACAGGCAAGAUUUGUUCGACUGGGGAAUCGUGUUGCAUCAGAGUGCGAUUUUUUCGCUGAUGGCCUACAUCAAAUCAGAAAGCGGGCCACUUAUGUUUUGUCUCAACACACUUAA
This is a messenger RNA of Homalodisca vitripennis (glassy-winged sharpshooter), 537 nucleotides long. RefSeq lists its product as uncharacterized. Lineage: Eukaryota; Metazoa; Arthropoda; Insecta; Hemiptera; Cicadellidae. The coding region runs from base 1 to 537 and encodes 178 amino acids. The transcript has a single exon. The record is from RefSeq and is a predicted model, not a curated record.